CGCCGGGCCGAGCGCGGAGCCAUGGGCCGGGCUGGGACCGGGACCGGGACCGGGACCGGGGGCGCGGCGGUGGCGGUGGCGGUGGCGGGACCGCUGCUGCUGCUGUUGCUCGCUCGGCCCCCGCCUGCCGCCGCCGGCGACAGCAGGAAGAGCGACGUCAGGCUGGUGUCCGAACAUUUCUCCCAGUCCCCACAGAAGCUGUCUUUCUACAGCUGGUACGGCAGUGCCAGACUGUUCCGCUUCCGCGUGCCCCCCGACACCGUGCUGCUACGCUGGCUGCUGCAAGUGUCCCGGGGAAGCGGCCCCGCCUGCGCCAGCGUGGAGCUCACUGUGUACUUCCGUUAUGGCGCCCCUCCUGUCAUCAACCCUUUGGGCACCAGCUUCCCCGCCAACAGCUCCGUGCAGUCCCCCUUCUUCAUCAAGAUGCUGGACAGCAACGCUUCCCUCAACAUCUCCCACCCAGCCCCCGGGGACUGGUUUGUGGCGGCCCACCUGCCCCCCGCCUCCCAGAAGAUCGAGGUGAAGGGUUUUGUUCCCACCUGCGCCUACGUCUUCCAGCCCGACAUGCUGGUUGUGCGGACCGUGGAGGUCUCCAUCCUGGAGCCCGACGUUCCCCUUCCGCAGACCCUCCUCUCCCAUCCCAGCUACCUCAAAAUCUUCAUCCCUGAGUACACCCAGGAGCUGCGGCUGGAGCUGCAGGGCUGUGCCGCCAACGGGAGCCUGGGCUGCCCUGUGCGCCUCACCGUGGGCGCUGCCACCCUGCCCAGAAACUUCCAGAAGGUGCUCACGUGCGUCAGCCCCACUGGGGCCUGCCGCCUGCUGCUGCCCUCACCACCCUGGGACCGGUGGCUGCAGGUGACAGCCAAGAGCCUGGCGGGGCCUCGCGUGCUGGUGGCUUUCCAGGCGGUAGCUGCCCUCACAGCCUGCAGGCCGUGGACCCUGAACUUCCAGCACCUUCCACAGAGCAGCCUGAAUGGGAGCUGCAACGCCUCCACGGGCCUGCUGCCCCAGCGCCCCGGUGACCAUGGCGGCCACGGCCUGGGCGGGAGCAGCAGGAGGCAUGGGGGCCCCUGCUGCCUGGCGAGCUACCCAGUCAUUCGGGAAGACCUGGACGUGGUGUCUGUGCGCUUCUGGCCAGUGGACAGGGUGUGGGUGCGGGUGCGACCCGCCACGCCCUCUGUGAUGCGGCUGUACAUGGAUACCGGCAUGGACAGCGGGGGCUCCCUCACUGUCUCCCUGCGGGCCAACAAGACUGGAAUUACCAACAGCACCUUGGUCGCCAUCUGUGUGAAUGCCGCCUCCCCCUUCCUCAGCUUCAGCAUGUCGCUCAACUGCACCACAGCCUUCUUCCAGGGCUCCCCACUGACCCUGAGUGCUGCAUCGCACAAGGCCGACCUCAUCAUCCCCUACCCAGAGACGGACAACUGGUACCUCUCCCUGCAGCUCGUGUGCCCCGAGAAUCCAGAGGAGUGUGAGCAGGCCUCGGUCCUCGUGGAGACCACUUUGACCUUGGUGCCCUGCCUGAACGACUGUGGACCCUACGGCCAGUGCGUCCUGCUGCGCAGACACAGCUACCUGUAUGCGGGCUGCAGCUGCAAGGCCGGCUGGCGUGGGUGGAGCUGCACGGACAACAGCACGGCCCAGACAGUAGCCCAGCAGCGGGUGGCCGCCCUCCUUCUCACUCUCAGCAACCUCAUGUUCUUGGCUCCCAUCGCCGUCUCGGUGCACCGCUCGCUCCUGGUGGAGGCCUCCGUCUAUGCCUACACCAUGUUCUUCUCCACGUUCUACCACGCCUGCGACCAGCCCGGCGAGGCGGUGCUCUGCAUCCUGGGCUAUGACACCCUGCAGUACUGUGACUUCCUGGGCUCCGGAGUGUCCGUCUGGGUCACCAUCCUCUGCAUGGCGCGGCUGAAGGCAGCCCAGAAACACGUCCUGUUUCUCCUGGGCACGCUGAUCUUCGCCAUGUCCUUGCAGCUGGACCGCAGGGGUGCCUGGAACAUGAUGGGGCCUUGCCUCUUUGCCUUUGUGGUUAUGGUCACCAUGUGGGUGUACCGCUGCGGACGCCGGCGCCACUGCUACCCCACUUCCUGGCAGCGCUGGGCCUUCUACCUCCUGCCCGGCAUCUCCAUGGCUGCUCUGGGCAUUGCCAUCUACACCUCCAUGAUGACCAGUGACAACUAUUACUACACCCACAGCCUCUGGCACGUGCUGCUGGCCGGGAGUGCGGCCUGCCUGCUCCCGCCUCGGGAGGAGCACACCAAGCCCUGGGCCUGCUCGCAGAAGCUCACGUGCCGCUACCAGAUCUGCAAGAACCACCGAGAGGACCUGUAUACGGUGACAUGACGUGGCCGGCUCAGGGACACCGGCCACCGUGAUGAUGGGCUCUCUGGCCAGGGGCAGGACCAAAGGAGAAGGACCCUGUCCGGUCCAUUUCCAGCUGAAUAAAAUUGCCCGUGCACUCUUUGGCUUCCUCCUGAGGAGAGGACUGCACCCGCCCCCUCAGUUCCCCGGUGCCUGCCGGUCCCUCUGCAGGUCCCAGCCAGCAUCUGCAGGGGCGCCUGGGGCCCGGGCCUGGCUCCUUAGAGACCGCAGGUACCAUGCAGGGGCAGGGCCUGUGUUCUGGCUGAAACAUGGUUGGAGAUGGGGAGAGAGAGGCCCCCAUCAGCCCUGUUCCCCUGUGAGAAGGUGAGGUGAGACCCAGGGGGACCAAGGAGGCCUGAGCCCACCUCCAGCAGGCCUCCGCCCCACCAAGCAGGGAUUGUGCCCUCUUUGCAUCCCUGGCUCCGUGAUGAGGUGUGCCCUGAUGCCAGCCUUCCUUGGGCAUGGGGGUGCUCCCUGCAGUUGCAGUACUGUGGGGAGAGGUGACGGCACUCACCAGGGAGCUACUGGGCCCUGGGGCCACCAUCAGUGGCUGCGUUUUUGCUGUCCAGUCCUGCGGCUCCCCUCUGUUUGGCACUUGGCUUUGGAGCUGCAGGCCCUGGGGGGAGGGCUGCUGAGCUGCUCUGGGUGUGCAGUACCCUGGGGCACACAUUGGCCCGACUCUAUCUCUCCAGCCACCCCAUGGGUUCCUGGGCCCUGUCUGGGGGGCUACGCAUCCUCUCUGGUUGCUUUGGGGGAGGAAGUGAUGACUGCUGCCUUGUACAGGCCUGACCGUGUGUUU
Molecule: messenger RNA, 3160 nt
Organism: Enhydra lutris kenyoni (northern sea otter)
Lineage: Eukaryota; Metazoa; Chordata; Mammalia; Carnivora; Mustelidae
Gene: PGAP6
Product: transmembrane protein 8A
Exons: 13
Coding region: 22-2343 (773 amino acids)
Cellular component (GO): plasma membrane
Source: RefSeq, a predicted model, not a curated record